Molecule: messenger RNA, 513 nt
Organism: Oppiella nova
Lineage: Eukaryota; Metazoa; Arthropoda; Arachnida; Sarcoptiformes; Oppiidae
Source: the annotation of a GenBank genome assembly
GGUGACAUUAUGUCAAACGGCGAUUCUGUGACCGACUAUCGGGUGCUAUCCAUCCAGAGUCAUGUGGUAUCCGGAUAUGUGGGCAAUAAGAGUGUUGUCUUUCCACUACAAGUAUUGGGUCUGGACGUGGAUGCCAUCAAUUCUGUGCAGUUCUCCACUCACACGGGUUAUGAGCACUGGUCGGGACAGGUGUUGGACUCCAAAGAUCUGAACGUAUUGUUUGACAAUUUAGCCAAAAAUGAUUUACACAAACGAUACACACAUAUACUGACCGGUUAUGCGGCGAAGGCAUCCUUUUUAGAGACCAUCGCUCAAGUGGUCGCUACUGUUAAGAGUGUCAAUCCCGGGGCUAUUUAUCGUAUGAAUUGAUCAAGAUCAUUGAUCAGUCAUUUUUAAAUUUUAUUUGUACUUUAAAAUUAUAAAUCUUAGAGUUUAUUAUUAAUGAAUUCAUAUUUGUUGUCAAUGAUUUGGCACAAUUAAUACAGUAUUUAUAUACCGGUAUUUAUUUUUGCA